Opisthocomus hoazin is the source of this 1176-nucleotide messenger RNA. NCBI's taxonomy places the organism in Eukaryota, Metazoa, Chordata, Aves, Opisthocomiformes, Opisthocomidae. The record is from RefSeq and is a predicted model, not a curated record.
AUGGGGCUCUCGCACCUUCUGCUGGGUGUGGAUGUUGCCAUGGGCUUUGCUGUGGGCAUGGCUGUGGGUGCUGCUCUCGUCAUUGCCGUGGGCACCACCUGCGUUCCCACAACCAUCCCAGGCUGGACCCACGGGCGCCUGGCUGAUUUUGCCCUGUGCCCGCAGGCGCCCGUGGUGGGGCGGCUGGAGCUGAGCGGGGGGCUGAGCCUGGUGGUGGUGGUGCCAUGGGGGCCCCUGGGGGCACUGGGGACCCUGGAGCGGGCACUGGACCCCCUGGCCUUCCUGGGGCUGCUGUGGCGGGCAGCCCGCACCCCUCCCCAGGCCACCGCCCUGGCCCUGCCCCGCAUGCGCCUCGACCUCGCCCUGGACGGGGGGGCCCCGGGCAUCCCCGCGGGGGUGGCACUGAGGACGGGUGCCGCAGACUAUGGGCUGUUCCUGGACGCGGAGCUGUGCGGGCUGGCGCAGGGCCCGGCGGUGGCGGUGGACGCGGCAUGGCACCGUGCGAUCACGUCCCGCCUGGCCGACGUCUUCAACCAGCGUUGCGAGGUGAAUCGCCGCGCCUCAGUGAGCGGCUGUGUCAUCAACACCUGCGGCUGGGUGAAGGGCUCGGGCUACCAGGCGCUGGUGCACGCCGCCUCCGCCUUCGAGGUGGACGUGGUGGUGGUGCUGGAUCAGGAGCGGCUCUACAACGAGCUGAAGAGGGACCUGCCCCACUUUGUGCGCACCGUCCUGCUCCCCAAGUCCGGCGGUGUAGUGGAGCGCUCCAAGGACUUCCGGCGGGAGUGCCGGGAUGACCGCAUCCGGGAGUAUUUCUACGGCUUCCGGGGCUGCUUCUACCCUCACGCCUUUGAUGUCAAGUUCUCUGACGUCAAGAUCUACAAGGUGGGGGCUCCCACCAUCCCGGACUCCUGCCUGCCGUUGGGCAUGUCGCAGGAGGACAACCAGCUGAAGCUGGUGCCGGUGACGCCAGGGCGGGACAUGGUGCACCACCUCCUGAGCGUCAGCACCGCUGACAGCCCUGACGACAACAUCUCGGAGACCAGCGUGGCUGGCUUCAUCGUCGUCACCGGCGUCGACCUGGAGCGCCAGGUCUUCACCGUCCUCUCCCCGGCCCCUCGCCCCCUGCCCAAGAACUUCCUCCUCCUCAUGGACAUUCGCUUCAUGGACCUGAAGUAG